UGUUCAUGGGCCCUUAUAAUAUUUUAUGGCGGAUAGCACUUACGCGGUCCCGUGAUCUGAAUUUGGUUCCGUUUGCCAGUGGGGUCGUGUCGCGUUGAGGGACUGUUCCUUUGUCCACCGCCGGAGGGCGUCAAAUCCAUCUCGCUUCCAUCUCCCAACUUCCACUCUACUUACGACCCACUCACGAAUACGACUGUACCAGUGCUACCCUAUCUGCUUCAUUAACUCUUGUACACAUAACGCGUCGAGGACUGACCCCACAUUGAUUGUGUGGCUACGAAACCCACCAUUGCCAAAGCAACAUGUCGCGAAGGGAGUCGUACGAGUCUGACAACACGACGAAAGGCCGGUCGAGGAAGCCGAGGUGUCAGUCUGCGUCGCAGAUUGCGCGCAAUGUCAAGAGCUUCGAGCUCUGGACGGUUCAUCAAGGCUGCGAAGAGGUUUCCUAUGAUGAUAUACCAGAAGACAUGGGUACCAUCGUGCACGGUGUUUUCAAUGUCGACGCCCGACUGCCCGAAGAGUGGCUCAGCACAUCUUCAGAGGAAUCCAAACUCAUAAAAAAAGCCCUUCCAGUCGAGUUUUCGGAUUUCAUUCGCAGGGCAAGGAAGGCAGUCCCAGCGCUGUUCGCCUCCCAAGUGGCAAAGGAGGAAAACAAGCAGCUGCUCUGCGAACUACAGGUCGUCCUCAGCGCAUGGAAACGUAUCAAGAAGAUGCGUGCAUCAAGCCGUAAGUGGUCAGAGGCGGACUACGCUGCCAAUGUCUACAAUGUCAUACGUAGUCCUGCGGUGCAGAAAGGCGACUAUCGGGCGCAGUGCUCGAUCACGCUACCGCAACCCUUGUCAAUCUCCAGUAUCAAGACGGAAGACCUGCGGAUCUUGAGCGCGAAGACGGCCUCGCCAGACGCCUCGAUCUUCGUACCGGCGCGCCUCGUCCGUCACCUCUCCUAUGGCUCGAAUUCGCCAUACAAGGUCCUGAAGUCGUUGUCCAAUGGCAAGAUGUCCUCCACCGGCAGCAUUGGCGGCGAGUCGUCUUUCCGGUACCAGACGACGCCGUGCACAAAGCUGCCGGAUGUGCAGGGCUUCGAGUUUGCCAGCACGUACUGGGAAGACAAGAAGCACCAGUACAUCGAGGACGCCCAUCGACAGAAUCGGAUGGCGACGGCGAGUGCCGUGCGGCAGCUACACGCAUUGCACAUCCGCGCGCCCAUCUUCGGGCUCGUGUGGGCCCAAGGAACGGUAAGGGCCCAUGUCGACUGGUGGGAGGUUGAUCCCAACACCGGUCAGCCGGUGAUCCGUUCUGCCGCAUAUGCAGGAACGAAUCCUAGCAACCGCAGGACGAGCGGGGUCUUCCACGAAUGGAACUUGGAGCAGCCUGCCGACAUUCUUCAGGUGUACCUACUCGUCAAGAACCUCGACCACUGGACCGUCAACGGCUUCCUUAACUGCGUCGUUGAAGAUGUUGCACAGCUUGUGGACGACGUCCAGCGGAAAGUGCACAAGCUGGCGCCCUGGAAGAGGAAGGGCGAUCUUGCCAAGAUCGUCGAGACGAACAAGAACGCGAAGGAUCUCAAGAGCACACCGCGACCGAGCUUCUCCAUUACGCCUUCGAGUUCGCCUCCAAAGCGCAGAUCAAAGAGGCGUGCUGCUCGUUCGAGCUAAACUAUGAUGUUCUGAGAAGCUCGUUUGUAUUAAUGUUGCUUUGCUCUCGCAUUUCUUGGAACGGACAUGGAAUGACUCAUAAUGAUCUAUGGAUGUGUAUGUAAUUGUCACGAACUAAUGCAAUGUUGCUUCAUAUGCGGAAAACAACGA
Molecule: messenger RNA, 1808 nt
Organism: Fomitopsis serialis
Lineage: Eukaryota; Fungi; Basidiomycota; Agaricomycetes; Polyporales; Fomitopsidaceae
Exons: 6
Coding region: 303-1658 (451 amino acids)
Source: RefSeq, a predicted model, not a curated record